Molecule: messenger RNA, 5381 nt
Organism: Stomoxys calcitrans (stable fly)
Lineage: Eukaryota; Metazoa; Arthropoda; Insecta; Diptera; Muscidae
Gene: Axud1
Exons: 5
Coding region: 876-4883 (1335 amino acids)
Biological process (GO): regulation of transcription by RNA polymerase II
Cellular component (GO): nucleus
Molecular function (GO): sequence-specific DNA binding; DNA-binding transcription factor activity, RNA polymerase II-specific
Source: RefSeq, a predicted model, not a curated record
AAAGAAAAUUUCAAAAAAUUAUAUCUCACAUUUUCUUUCAAGACAAGGUUGAAAAAAAACCGUAAAGGAAUCCAUGGUAUUUUGUCUUAAAGCAAUGCUUAAAAUGAGAACAAAUUUUUACAUUACCAAAAAAGGUCAAUUAAAAUGAAAAUGUAGCAAUACUUAAGAACUUCAAACUGAAAAGAAACACCGCGCAAUUUAGUAGAUUAGCUUGAACCGAUAGAUUUUAGUUGGGACGCGCUCGCUCCUGUCGGGAAAGUUGUCAAAACAUACAUACGCAAAUUCGCAUACAGCAUUUUCAUACAUCUCGUCGCUGUCGUCAGAGUCGUCUACUGUGUAUGUGGUAUGUGGCUCUCAUUGCGUAUACGUACUCAAGAAGCCUAGAGGUGCAUUUACCAUUUGUUGUUGCUCUUGCCGCAGCGAACACUGGCUACACCCCACUCCACGGUAUAGCGCGUCGCGGGUCCAACAGUUGAAACGUCCGUCGUCCAUUGAUAAAGUGUAACUAAGGAAGAUCGAGAACACCACCGUUUUAUUGCACGCAAGGAUGAUAGAUUGCAACCAACAAAAAUAAUCCAGAAGCAUCCAAAGAAGGGAGUCAACCCUUGUCCUCUUCUUGUUGGCCUAAUUCACCAGUUACCAAUUUUUCCGUGCAAAAUAUUAUUAAAGAAAAGUUAAUUUUUCUUUUGGUAUUCCGGCUAUGGAAGCUACCAAUGUUGCUUAAAUCAUAUUUUUUGGAACAUAAAAACUCUAGACCAAAGCAGUCUAAAGCAGUGAGAAAAGUGCGUCUGCUUUCCUAGAAAAGCAUAAACCAUAAGAAUUGAUUGCAGACGCACAAAAAAAAAAACCCAGAACAUUUAUAGUACAAUUGGAUAAUGUUUACACCCAUAAAAAACCUAAUUACAUACAUACAAAAGAAUGCCAAUUUUGGAUCGAAUACACCAGCAGCAACUGAAGGAAUCGUAAAAAUGGAAACUGCAGACAAUUUAGAGCUACAAAGUGAUAACCACUCUAAAGUGGCAGUGUCAAAUGAUGAGAGAGUUUUAAGCAAUACCCAGGACGUUAGCAAAGAGAAACCCAAACAUGCAAUACCACAAUCAGAAUCAGAAUUAACGCAAGCUACCACCAGCACAAAGUCAGUGUCUUCUCCUUCAUCUUCCCAAAUAACUGAACCGGAAACAUUGCCACAAAAAGAUGCUUCUAUGCUGGGAAAUUCAGAUUCAGAAGACGAUGAUAUUGAGUCGCAAAUUGAAAGUAGUAUUAUGUUAAAGAAACCUGUCAAAGAUGUUUCCAGCAGAGGUAAAGAAAUAUUGGAGCUUAGAAAAUCUCCGGAACGCAGUGUUGUUAUAAGUCAUGACUUUAAUCGCGAUAAGGCCAUAGCUACACCAACCGAUGAUGAGUUAGAAGAUUUUCGACACGAUCCGACGGAAGUGGUUACAUCGUCGCCACUGAAUAACGGCUCACAUUUUGAUAAAUCUGCAAAAGAUUGCUCAGUGGAUAGCGCUCAGGAAGCAAAGGAAAACAGUUGCGAUGAAGGCAAUACAGAAUACAACAGUUCUAUUAAUAAUAAUGAGAAAGAAGAAAAGGCUGAAGAAGAAGACAAAGAUAAAACACAAGAUAUUUCAUUCGAUACGAGUGGUAGUGGAAGUGAUAAAAUUAAUGAAAGUAGUGAUAAAAUUGUAACAGUCGACUCAGAGAAUGAAGAUGAAGCCGAGGAAAUGGCCGAAACAAUGUCGUCCGUUUCGGCGGAAGAUGAGGAUACGGGGGAAACAUACUUAGAUUUGGAUACAUUUCCAGACAGCGAAGUAGUGGUCAUUAGUUACAAUACCCCAGAAAAUAACACCAUGCUAAACACGGAUAGUAUAGACACUGCCAAUACAAGUGAUGAUCCUUUAGCCAUUGCUUGUGAGGACCAGGAAGCAUUUGCUGCCGACAAAAUUUCCGCUUUGCAAGAAUUGAAUUUACUUAAUACAAGUGGACAAUCUCAGGACGAAGACACCACUACGACCACCACAACAGCUGCCGAUGAUGAUCUGCUAUGGUUGAGAAAUGAACCUGCACAAAGAAGUGAACAACCCUCGUGUAGUAACACAAAUCCAACUAAGACGCCAAGUCAGGACAGCGAAACCCCCGAAAAGGAAGAACGCAAUGGCGAGGGUUCUGACUCUGGACUGGGUAGCGAAACUUCAGCAUUGCAUACAACUAAUACUAGCCUGGUGGAUACAAGUCACCACAAUAUGACAUCGUCUGCGAUAACUCCUGCACAAUCGCCCCUUACUGAUGGUCAGAGUCAUACGAAUGCCGGAAAAGAAAAAGAAAUGCUUCCUUCGCCACGCAAACCAUUGCGUUCAAAUCUCAAACGUCGUUUAGAAGUCGACGAUGACGAUGUUGUUGACACACUUAGAAAUAUUACUUCGUCUUUGUCCAGCAGUUCAAUGUCUUCUUCAUUAAGUGGUGGCAGUGUGCACAAGAAACCAAAGCGUUCAAUAAAUUUUGACAACGUACAAGUCUAUUAUUUUCCAAGACAGCAAGGAUUUAGUUGUGUGCCUUCAGCUGGCGGUUGUACUCUGGGCAUGGGAGCGCGACAUGUAGGCUUUAAAACUCUUACACUAGCCGAACACGCAGCGGAGUUGAGGCGUGCACAUCGUAUGCAGCUACAAGAAAUAAAUCCUCGUGGCUCAUCGAGCGAUGACAGCGAAGAGUCCGAGGAGGAUUAUCUAAGCGAAGGAAGUGGCUCGGAUCUUGAUGGAGAAUCAAAUGGUUUCUUGCAACCCGUGUCGCCUAAGCAAAGGCGAACAAUCCUAAAAGCAGCGGGUAUUCGUAAAAUCGAUCCCAGUGAAAAGGUGGAGUGUCGAGACAUACGUAAUAGUCGUGAGGUGUGUGGUUGUUCAUGUCGUGAUUUCUGCGAUCCAGAAACAUGCUCCUGUUCACAAUCCGGCAUCAAAUGUCAAGUUGAUCGUGACAUGUUUCCCUGUGGUUGCUCAAGAGAUGCAUGCGGCAAUACAAUUGGCCGAGUUGAAUUUAACCCGGCACGAGUUCGUACUCAUUUCAUACACACACUGAUGCGCCUUGAAAUGGAGAACCGACAGCAGCAAAAUCCCUAUUCACCUGCCACCGUCAUGCCAACGGUCACAGCAACAGCAACUUCGUACUAUCAAUCACAUUUGCAGCCACAAUCCAACUACAGUUCUGGCUAUGCAUCUCCGGCUUACAACAGUUCGUCAGAGAUGCAUCAACUAAGUUCGGGUAGCACUUUUUAUCAUCAGCAAGCACCUUCCAAUACCAGUGGUCUAUAUGGGCAACCCAGUUCAAUUGAUAUGGGUGGUGGUGCUUCUACAUCAUCUGCAGCUGCUUCAACUUCUUAUGGCAUGGAUAGUCUAGAUACGAGUUUAUUCAGUAGCGGUAGUGCAGUGGGCGGCACUGUAGCGUCAUCGUCAUAUGGUGAAUUAAUUCCGGUUCCAACGUACCAUCAUCAUAACAUGAGUUAUGGAAAUGUCCAAACACAGGUGCCCAGUUAUAAUUCCUAUCACAACAGUGGUUCAUCAACGUCAUCGUAUAUAAAUCCAAUUUCCACCAGUCUGAAUUCUACACCAAACAAUUACAGUUCAUGUGCUGUACCCUCGAUUCCACCCUUCGGUGCGGCUACAACAACUGAAGCAAGUGGUGGUUAUCAUCAUAGUGUGAAUACAUUGACAACAGUGGAGACAACCACAGCACCAUCAUGCACAAAGGCUGGUCCCCCCACAACCAUGGACACUGAUGUCGGAACAAGUUUUAUAAGUCUGUCAACGCCGUUAGCAAGUUCCUCGAGAUUAUCACAAAUUAAUGAUUUAUUACAACAUAAUCGCAAUGCUAAUACAGCUUUGGUGGCAGUAUCUCAAAAUAUUAGCUCAUCUAGUUCUGCGUGCAGCACAAGUACUACUACUACUACUACUAUUCCUGCAACCAAUAUAAGUGGUAAUGAUACACUGUACAAUAUAUCGUCGCCAUAUAGUACAGCCCCAGCAGCAUCAAAUAGCGAAGCUGCCCAUAAAACAUGUUCGGUCUAUGCAAAUUUGACAGAGCCACCACCUUUGACCCCUGCUCCCACAGUUAUAAGUGCAACACUGAAUGAAGCUGGUCCUACCAAGCUGCCAGCACCACCACCAUUGCAACCGGCAUCAACAUCUACAACAUCGGUAUGUUUACCAUCAGAAUUGCCAUUAACAGCAUCAUCUGCUUCUACAUUAAGACCAGCUGAACCAAUGAUAGAUUUAGCAAUAACAUUGCCUUCAACAUCUGUAAAUUCGGAUGUAUUGCCACAGCUAGAAAUACAGGAACAAGAGGAGCCCAGGGUAGAACAAAUGGACACCGAUGAGGGAGUCGUCAAUACUAUCAAUGCAGUAUUACCUGCUGCCGGUAAAACAUCAAUGGUUAAAGAGACUACAGAAGCGUUGGAGGAAACACCAACGAUGACAAAAACCUCAACACCAACUGUGGCAGAAACACCAACCACACUUGCACCAAAUGAAACGCUAGUUGACGAAAAAUCAACAGUGAAAGAUGAUGAUAUGUCUACCGAAGAAGGUAAAGAAGAAGAAGAACAAACACCUACUGUAGAAGAAAUCUCAGCUGAUACGGAUAAGAUAUCAACAGACAAAGAUGAGACAGCAGCAGCUACAGAUAAGACAGCAACAACUGCAGAAGAAGCUCCUGCAUUAGAAGAAGCUGCUGUAAUAGAAAAAUCUGCUGCAGUGGAAGAAGCAGCUUCAGCAGCCGAAGAAACUCCUACAGCUGAAGCACCACCAACGGUAGUGGAUGAAAUCCCAUCAUCAACAUCUUCCGUUGUCGUUGCUGGUUCAGAUGUUUCUGCAAUCGAAGUGACAGUGGCAGUAGGUAAUUAAAACAAAGUUUCCAAAAUUGCAAUGCAAUUUUGAUGCUUUUCAUUUUAUAUCGACAUGUAAGUUGUAGUGCUACUAGCAAAAACAAACAACCACAAAGAAUAUUUGAAAUAUGAAGCAAGUAUUUAGUUAAGUUUCCAUUUUAAUUUUAGUCCUUAAGCGUUAUUUCAUAAAAAACAAAUCGAAAAAAUAUUAAAAACCCACAUGAAAUGAAAACAAAAAACACAAAAACAUUGAACAAUUCAAGCAAAAUAAUCAAACUAAAUAUAGCAUUAAUUUGUAAUAAUAUUCAAACAAAUAUGAACACUUAGAGAAACUCAUAAUGCUACACAAAAAUACUAAAACUGGCUAUAAACCACACACACACACACCAUUACAUACAUACAUAUAUUUUCCUCAUACGCCAAACGACAGGGGAAUGGUAUAAAUGAAACUGCAUUUUUUUUUUUGUUUUCAAAUUUUCUGCCAAAUUUCAAAAUUAAAUCAAUCACUUUAAACAAA